Messenger RNA from Colletotrichum costaricense, 966 nucleotides. RefSeq lists its product as uncharacterized. The transcript is spliced from 2 exons. Gene Ontology annotation, biological process: protein phosphorylation. The record is from RefSeq and is a predicted model, not a curated record. Gene Ontology annotation, cellular component: cytoplasm; nucleus. Lineage: Eukaryota; Fungi; Ascomycota; Sordariomycetes; Glomerellales; Glomerellaceae. Gene Ontology annotation, molecular function: ATP binding; cyclin-dependent protein serine/threonine kinase activity. The coding region runs from base 1 to 966 and encodes 321 amino acids.
AUGGACGGCAAGAGACACCCAAGCUCGUUCCAGCAGCUUGAGAAGCUUGGCGAGGGCACCUAUGCUACCGUGUUCAAAGGUCGUAACCGGCAGACUGGAGAGCUUGUCGCUCUCAAAGAAAUCCACUUGGACUCGGAAGAAGGCACCCCCUCGACGGCGAUAAGAGAGAUCUCGCUCAUGAAGGAGCUGAAGCACGAGAACAUUGUCGCCCUCCACGAUGUGAUCCACACCGAGAAUAAGCUGAUGUUGGUGUUUGAAUACAUGGAUGGAGAUCUUAAGAAAUACAUGGACACCCAUGGCGAUAGAGGCGCCCUCAAGCCUCACCAGAUCAAGUCGUUCAUGUAUCAACUGCUGAGAGGCAUCGACUUCUGCCACCAGAACAGAGUUUUACAUCGAGACCUGAAGCCUCAGAAUCUCCUAAUUAACGGCAAGGGACAGCUGAAGCUUGGCGAUUUCGGCCUUGCUCGUGCCUUCGGCAUUCCCGUCAACACGUUCUCGAACGAGGUGGUCACGUUGUGGUAUCGCGCACCAGAUGUCCUUUUGGGCAGCAGAACGUACAACACCAGCAUUGACAUCUGGUCUGCGGGAUGUAUCAUGGCGGAAAUGUACACCGGCAGACCACUGUUCCCUGGCACAACAAACGAGGACCAGAUUAUUCGUAUCUUCCGCAUCAUGGGAACCCCAACCGAACGAACCUGGACUGGCAUUACGCAAUUCCCCGAGUACAAACCCACUUUCCAGAUGUACGCCACUCAAGACCUUCGUCAGAUUCUUCCUCAGAUCGAUCCUACUGGCAUCGAUUUGCUCCAACGAAUGCUGCAGCUACGCCCCGAACUUCGCAUCAGUGCUCACGAAGCCCUCAAGCACCCCUGGUUCAACGAUAUCGUCAUGCAACAGCAUCAGCAGCAAGCUUUGCAAGCACAAGCUAGAGCCUACCCGGGACAAGGGUCUUACGAAAAUUACUGA